AUGUCGCCCGACUUUGCUAGUCAGUCCGCCUGGUCCGACGUCAACAUCUCAGACGCUGACACCGAACAGAUGAUCAACACUCUUCUCACGGAUGCCGUCGACGUUUCCGCCAACACGAACCGCGAUCGUGACGACAACGACUCCUUUGCUUCGGCUUGGCCCGGCUCCUCCGUCUCGGACCUCCUCGGCGCCAACGCCUCUCACUUCGGCCACUCGCCUUCGCACCCUCUUGGCGUCUCGCCCAGCAUCGCCAGCCAGUACCAGGCUUAUUUCCCGUCAAAGUCCAGCCACGCUUGGGCGCUACCGUCUGACUUUUCUACCACGCUCCCGUCCGCUGGCUCUAACCUCGACAACAUGUACCGCACGCUCAGCGAUGGCAUGCUUCCGAGCCUGUCGAGCAGCACAACUUUAACAGGCACUUCUCAGGAGGUGCGAACCGAUGCGGGUCGACCUCUCGGCUCCCACUUGACCACAAGCAUGCCCGUCGACGACAUGGCCGACCACACCCUUACUGCUACCAAGGAUUUGGCCUCCACGCCGCAUCUCAGCUCGGGUGGCCUUGAUCUACGGCCAUCGCCUUUGGUGACCAACACCACCCUUACCGGAUACCAUACCAACAUCGCUACCGACCACGCUGCUCAUCUUGCCGAUCUCGUCAAGGCGAGCAACAUAAUCAGCGCUGGCCACCCAGGCCCUCGCUCGCUUGCCUCCAGCCUCAGCCGCUCCGUUUUGAACGCCGACGCCAUAGGUCGCCCCGACGCUUCCUCCUUCGAAGCAGGCCGUCCGCAACAAAAGGGCCUCACCAUUCAGCAACGUCGUCGACUCAGCCACAUGGCAACGACCCCUCCACCCAACGUCGCAUCUUCUAUUGCAUACGAUGCGCCCCGCUCUCCCGUAAAGACACGUCGACGUCAGAACUCGGCGCCCGAUCCAGCAUUGCCUUCGUUUGGCUUUUCUCCCGAGAUGCCCAGCACGCCGCUCACGCCCAACCGUCGUCGAUCCAACCGCGCCCCGAUGAGCACUGCCGACGCCUCGGACUCUCAGCAGCCCAGCUUGCCCGCCUCGAUCGACGACGUCGACUCUUGGAUGGACACUGUCGUAGCUCACUCUCACGAUCUCGUCUUUGUCCUCUCGCUCAAAGGCACCGUACUCUACAUGUCGCCCUCGGUCCAGCGCAUUCUGGGUUUCCACCCAGAAGAGAUCAUCGGUCGUCCACUUGUUGACUUCAGCCACCCUGCCGACAUUGGUCCCUUCUCACGCGAGCUCAAGGAAGCCAUCACGCUGCCCUCGGGCGACGAACAGGAUCCGGACGCGCACAACACCACUUCGGUCAAGGCAAACCGUCGCGUUGACCUCAUCAUGCGCAUGGCCCGCAAGGACGGCACAUUUAGCCUCAUCGAGACCACGGGUCGAGUCUCGGUCGAUCCUCCCAAGCACCGCAAGGUCGUCGUCUGCUCUGGUCGUCCCCACCCCGUUCCGAUGUUGCCCUGGAACGACGUACGUCAGGACCUAUUGACCACCGAGUUGUCCGCCUGGCUCAAGAUCUCGCACAACGGCAUCUUCCUCGGCGGCACCGGUCCAAUCCAGCAGAUUCUGGGUAUUGAGGAUGUGAACCUGCUUGGUCGUCACGUUCGUGACUUGCCCAUGGUCACCAGCUCGUCUGAUCUCCUCGAUGCUUUGCGCAGCGGUCGAUGCAUUUCGGUGCAAGAUCACUACGAGAGCGCCACUUCGGGUCAGAAGGCUCCCGUCAAGCUCACAGUAUACCCGUGGACGUCCAAUGGUCGAUCCAACUCGGUGUCGUUCGUGCAUGUUCAGCAGCAACCGGCAUCUGCCAUGGAAGCUUUGUCGGCACAACAGAGCCCGGCAUCACCGUCACGCAAGCGCAAAGCAUCCGACUACGAGCUAGACGCAUCCAAGCCUGUACAGCAGCAGCAGCAGCAGCAGCAAUCGACAGGCAGCGGCUCUCUAACUGGUGCUUCCUUCCAGUCCAACGGUGCCUCUGUCCCCAUCAUGUCGGCCAACGAUGCUGCCAACACCGUGUUUGCCGAGCUCACUGGGUUCCACAGCGGAUCAUGGCUCAUCGAGAUGCAGAGGCUCCAUCACGCUAACCGUAAGUUGCGUCACGAGCUCUCGGCUUUGACAAGACGAUCCCCGCAGACCGUCUCGGCUGAAGCCACUCCCAAGGUCUCGGCUUGCCCCUAG
This is a messenger RNA of Pseudozyma hubeiensis SY62, 2202 nucleotides long. RefSeq lists its product as hypothetical. The transcript has a single exon. Bases 1 to 2202 code for a protein of 733 amino acids. Gene Ontology annotation, molecular function: RNA polymerase II transcription regulatory region sequence-specific DNA binding; DNA-binding transcription factor activity, RNA polymerase II-specific. Lineage: Eukaryota; Fungi; Basidiomycota; Ustilaginomycetes; Ustilaginales; Ustilaginaceae. Gene Ontology annotation, biological process: regulation of DNA-templated transcription. The record is from RefSeq and is a predicted model, not a curated record.